GCCUCCCACGCGAACCGCUAGUGUGUGAGAGGGAGAGAGAAUGUUUGACCGCAUUUUGGAAGCGGCCCAGCGUCUGUCGUUCCUUCCCGCAGGACAUCCGCACCGACUUCAGUGGGUCCGAAUCCUCGGUCCUUCGUAAAGGACUCUAGGCGAGCAGACGGGACGGGCAGGGGUUCGCCUGUUCGCCUCGCAGCUGCACUACGGACGGACGCAGCUCCACAACUUGACUGCACCUGAUUUCGUGCCCCACACGCCUGUACGCUAAUUUUGACACCGAAUGCUGCACCGUUGGGGGAGCGAACCUGCACCGUCGGGGUCUUGAAGAUCAUGUAGGCGUCGCAAGGCACUUCCGCGUCCAGAAUUUAUUGGUUAUCGUGGAUUGUCAUGUCGCCCUGGAUUCACUCGAUGAACACGGAUGGGUGUGAUGGAGGCUCGUUGCUGAAGAGAUGAAGACCAACUAUGUAUGGGUGUUGUGAAUUCUUCGGUUCCGUGAAACAGUUUGAAUGAAAGGGAUCAAGCAUUCUGCUACUAGGCGAACAAAGAGAGAUGGCUUAUGACAGGAUUUUUGCUGCAAAUUUUGCCGAGGGCAAUGCAGCAAGUGAAGUUGGAGCUGUGUCGGGAAGCGGACCUGCUACGAAUCUCAUGGAAAACAUCUCUAGUGCUCUAACGUCAACAAGCCCCUCCCCAUCAAUGGCUGUAUCACAGUUUGAGAAAUUACCUUCGUCAACAACAGACCCCCCCUUUGAUUGGGCAAAUAAUUUUAAUGUGUCAUAUUUUGCUUCAUUAUUUGGUAAUCCUGCUUGCUCACAAUGGGGUUCUGUCAAUCAUAUGUACUUCCAGUUAGCCAAUACAUUUUUCUUUUUGUCCUACCUUGCCCCAAGUGGCCUGUAUGGCAUGGUGUACUUAAGGUCAACUCACUUGAUAGGCUGCGCACUGUUCGCUCUUUGGGGAUGGUCGGUAAUUUGCUCAUUUGAUGCAUUCUUGUGGAAUGUGAAUUUUGUUGUGAUUAACUUCAUCCACAUCUGCAUCCUUCUCUACCGUCUGCGCCCUGUGAAGUUCACCAAAGAAGUUGAAGAGGUGUAUGUGGCCCUGUUUCAACCUUUGAAGGUGUCGAGACACCAGUUCAAAAAGGUGUUGAGCUGCAUGAAGAUGAUCCGCCAACUGAAGUAUCAAGAAGUUUAUGCGCAGGAGAAGGUCACCAAAGUAGAUUCACUUUCUCUCGUUCUGUCUGGCAAGCUGGUUGUUUCCCAAAACUUUCGUGCCUUGCACAUUGUGUUCCCUCAUCAGUUUUUGGAUUCACCGGAGUGGUUUGGGGUGUCCACUGAUGAAUAUUUCCAGGUCUCAGUGACUGCAAUGGAAGACUCUCGUAUUUUGUUGUGGCAUCGAGAUAAACUCAAGCUAACAAUCAUAACAGACUCUUUUUUACAAGCAGUAUUUGACCACAUCCUGGGCAGGGAUGUUGUUAAGAAGCUUAUGCAGAUUCCUGUAGUUGGCACGUCUGUUGAUGAGGACAGUGCGGUUUUGUCGGUGAACGAGACCAUGGCAGCUAGUGUAAACGGACAUCUGCCAAAUAGCCUUGAAGAAGCAGGGGAAGAAAAGCCGAUGUUAAUUGUCAAGAAAAGCGGGGACGGCCCUGGAAUAACUGCGCUUAUCAACCGACAGCUUCAAGCAACGGAUCCCAAUGCAUGGCGCCUAGGCAGGAUAGAAGAAACGGACCAUGAAACUCCUGUGUAGCGCAUGCCAGCAAGGACCAUGCUUGGACCAACCCAGCAAUACUUCACUGCUUUAAGCAGAAUUUUGAUAAUGUGCCUCAUGUAGGUAAAUGAAAAGUCCUAAUCUUUUGAUUUUACCAAACCAUGGUAAUGUAAAAUAUACAUAAAUGUAUUGAAAAUAGAUGUUUGAUGUUACCCAUAUAGUAUUUUUGAAGAUAAGUUGUUUCAUUGUGAAACAAAGUACUGCUUAAUUCAAACAAAGUUCUAUUGACGUAUUUAUCUUGAAUGACUGCAGUAGUGUUGUUUUGAUGUUGACCUUUAAGCAGUAGCUUGUGAUUUCCUAUCUGCUUAAGAUAAAAAUUUUGAUGAGUGGCGCCAAAUUAAAACUUAACUGCUGUGUUAUUAUGGUGAAGCCCAAAUAUGGAUAUGCCCCUCAGUAUUCUUUAGUAUUUCCAAGGUAACAAAUUUAGUAAGUGUUUGUAGGUAGUCUUCCUUGCAGAGUAUAAUCCCAAGAAUAGUGUUAUGUAAAUGGUUAUCUUAAUUUCAUUGUGAUACAAUGUGAAAUUUUUUUUCCUGGGUACUUUCAGUUUUUUCUUGCCUUUUGUUGACAGCUGGGUCAUUCUUCAAAAGUUGGUUUCACUAAACACCUGACCUGUAAAAUUCUUUUGGGUCGGAAAAAAAAAUUAGUCACUCAACACUCUAAUUGGACUGUUUGAUGCCUUUAUAUGUGGUGAACACUUUGACCUUUACUACAAACUAGAACUAAAACUUUAUGAAACAUUCAAAUGCUGGCUUACCCUUAUGCUGAAACUGCAUUUGUAAUUAAAUUUUAAUGUGGAGUUAUUUUAUGCGCUUUGAUUGCAAAUGUCAUGUGUGAUGUAAACUGCCGGAUAAUAUUUUUUUGUAAUCUACCUGUAUGAUGUUAUGUGUGAAGCUUUGUGUCAGUGUUAUUCGAUGUGAUAGUCAAUAUUCACAUACCUGUACCUACCUAUUUAUUUAUUUAGUUAUUUAUAUAUAUAUGAGAGUAGGUGAAAAAUCUUCAGAUCGAUUGAUUGUUUAUGACUCUCUGGUUUUUAAUUUACAACUCAGCUUGUGGACACCCAUACUUCCCAACAAAAAAUUUCUUAAAAAUAAUGUGAUAAUGAAUUAGCUUCUAUAAAUAAUUUUGGGAUCAAAAUAUAAGCAAAACCACUGGCAGAAGAGAAAGGAAAAGAGCAGGCAUUCAGGCAUGAGACGGAAAUGAAAUGUUCCAUCAAUGAUUGAUAAAACAAGCUCUUUUUCAUUUUAAUCUGUGAGUUAGGUUUGUGCGAGUCUUACUGAAGGUACUAAGGUCUCAUUUUAAAGGUUCAGACGUGUUAAGGAGAAAAGGCUUUUCCCAUUGAAAAGCUACUGUUGAUUAUUGGGCAAGGAUGUCAGACAGUUGUCAUUUUAGUUUACCCCUAGCGAAUGUGAUGUCUUUGACAAUGUGAAUUCCGUUUCAUAAUUAAUUUUGUGUAUGCUACCCGACUGUUCUGCACAGCCUCAUUGUUAGUAUGGUGGCUCGUAAGAUAUUUAUAAUUUAUUCUAUUGUAUAUAAAUUUAUUCAUUUUAAAUGUUGACUAGUGAAUGAAUGAAAUUAAGGAUUAUUAAUGUUGUGUAACAUAUAUAUUUUAGGAAACUUUCUCAGAAAUACUCUACUUAUUUUAUAAUCAAAGUUUUGAAACAUGAGAAAGAAAUGUUUUAAAUUUGGUUUUAAAUGCUACCAGUAUGGUGUUACUUCAAAUGAAGAUUGUGAUGACAAUUAACUGGUUUAUGUAUGGUGAGUGGCAGGAGAAUGUUAAUUUUGCAGCAUAGUUCUUAUUUUUGUACUUAUCAGGACCCAAAAGCGUUACUGAGAUGAUAGUAGGUAUAUUUUAUUGUAAUUUAUUCACUGAUGUAACAAUAACAGUUGGAUGACCUCACCAUAGCACUCAGAUUGUUUAGGAUAAAUGUUGCGGUAAACUUCUUGGUAUAAUGAUUUAUUUAAUUAUGCAAUAUGAACAUCCAGAUUAGAAUCAUAUUCAAAAUAGAUUGUCUUUAAAGUACAAACUGGUGCUUGGUUACAUCAUGGUCACAUGGUUACUCAUUUAUUCAGUUUGUCCAACACUGCCUUGAAUCAUCAGACUUGUAUAUGUACACUCCGCAUUGGCAUGCCCUGAGACUGGGCGUCUUUGUCGCCUGCCUCACCUUUUAGCACGCCAAUGUCGCCCAGUUUCGGGGCACCUUUGUCGUCGCCUGGUCUCAUGGUGUACAAAUCUUCCCGCACCCGGCCCUCUCCCAUGGUAGAGCAUGCACAGGUGCCUAGUUUCUGGGCGACCAAGAUGCCCAGAUUCUGGGCACCAAACUGGGUGACAUUCGGCUCUCUAAAAAGUGGAGCAGGCGACAAAGGCUCCCAGUUUCGGGGCAUGCCAAAUUUAAAGAGUGGUCUCGGCUUCAUUCAUUUUAAGACUUUGCCUCUCAACCUAUUGAUCCUUCAUUUCAGCAUAGAAAACCAAGGCGCGUAGCCGGAGCGAGGGCAAUUAAUUGAAUGGGGUGCACGCAGCCCCCCCCCCUUUUCCUCCCCCAUGGGGCAUCGACGUAGACAACCCACAGAACAAUCCGCCUAAAGGCAGGCAGCCCACAGUACUUGCUGAAGGCGCCGGCAAGAGUGCAUGACGCAAACGAAUAAAGGAGUGUUGUCCGCUAUGAGCAGGAUCUGGGUUCGAAUUACAGACACUUGUAUCUUUUCAUCGGUUUACAACUUGUAUCUGGUAUCAUCAGUACAAGUUUCGUGGCAUUCCCUACCACGUGAGUCGGUAGCCUAGUGGGCUAAGGAGUCGGCUGUCAUGAGGAGAACGCGGGUUCAAGUCCCGUGGGCCCCAAACUUUUCCUGAGUUUGGCUCCCAAACUCUCAGUUCACUUCUUGAACCCAAAGAAUCAGGUCUGAAGUUGAGCGAGGAAGGACUGUGUCGUUUGGUGGGUCAGGCCGCAGAGGUAGCGGCCGCCCGGAGAGGGGAAACUGGUUCAAAUCCCAGGCGUGGAAACGUUUUCCUCAGUUGAACUUUGAAUAAAACAAAUUUUACAAUAAAAAGUGGCUGAGAGCGCAGAGGAAGUGGUUGCUCCGAGAGAGCACUCGGAUUCGAAUCCCAGGUGCAGGAAUAUUUUCCUCAGUUGACUGCUUGAAUGCGGUACCAUCACUCUAAGUUUGGACAAACUUCUAUCAAUCGGCGCCUUGGUGGCUCAGUGUGUUGGAGUGUCGACUGUGGUUAGAGGUACGCGGGUUCAAGUCCCGGCUAGGUAUGGCUUCUGUUUUUCAUCGCAGCGCUUUUGCAGCAGCGUGUCGAAUGGGUGGCCUACCUUGUCGGCGCGGCCCGACGACAAUCCUGGCUUUCCCCAUUAAGGUACAAAAGAGUACCUGCGCCUUCGGCCCCAACCCGACCCCUGCGUGUCGUAGGUGGGCCUACCUUGGUGGCGCGGCAUGUAUGUACACGGUUAACUUCCAUCUCUAAGAUGCAAAAGAGUUCCCGCCGUCGGCCCCUCCCCCCCUACCCCCCCUCCCCGAAGGAGGGUGGAGUAGGGCAAUCAUAAAGGGUUAGCAACCUGACCUGGCUGGUGGCGAACCAGGUACGACGGGAAUCGUGUGCUGCCGCAUGGCCUCCAACCAGCCUCCACGGCCCAUCGCUCUGCCACCUGAGCUACGACAACACACCUGCCUGACACGUCCUAUCUUAGAGUGAUGGUACCGGGUUUGAGAAGUAAACAGAGGAAAAGAUUUCGCUCACCUGGGAGUCGAACCCAAGACUUCCUCCCGCCGGCCGACUCCUCUGCCCUCUCGGCCAUCCUGCCACUGCGAGCUAACCCGAUCAAUCUUAGAGUGAUGGUACAUACGUAAACAGAGGAAAAGAUUCGCUCACCUGGGAAUCGAACCCAGGACUUCCUCCCUCCGCUUCCCAUACCCUCAGUCCGCGUUUGGGCACAUCUUUUGGAAGUGAAGUGGUGGCUCAGACCAGCGGUCAAGGGAACGCACGCCUGUUUCACCUCAUCACCUUUCUUUAUUUGUAUUUUUCUCUAAUUGCACAAACUUUUUUCAGCGGCCAACUAACACAGUUUUGCUUGAGCCAUUUAAGUUGUCACGAAGCUAAUUUUUGUUCGGUAAUAAAUACGCACAUUUGGUGAACGAGAUCAGUGUGUCGCUUUGAAGGUGACUCAGUUUUGUACUACCCUUUGAAUUUGAGUUCUAGAGUUCUUAUGAUUUUGUUGACAUAAUUUGACAUGUUACUUUGAAAGCCAUUUGAAUUUUGUGGCAAAUAGUGCAUCCUUCAGAUCUCCCCAUUGUGUUUUCUCAAAGAAUCUUUACAGUAAUGCAAUCCAUAAAACUGACUAUCAUGACAAUCAUUGUUCCUCCAUUGACAUUAUUUUGAUUUCGAGUAGUGAGUGAGAAGUUUUCAUAACGGUGCAACUGUUUUGUUGGCUCUAAACAAAUAUUUUCUUUUUAAUUAAAAUUGAAUGUGUACUGUCGUAAUAGUGAGUAAAGUAUGAGAAUACUUCUUAAUUGAUAUUGUGUUCUGAAUGUAUGAAUGUAAGGGAAACGUGUGUACUUAGAUAGUUACUGUGUAACAAGAUUGUUAUCUUUUACUUUCAAUUGUUUAUGGAAGCAUUCCUUGAAAAUGUUCCACUCUUGUGUUGAAACUGUAUUCCAUGUUUUGUUUCUGUGAAAUAAGAGGCAUUUAUUCAUGAAA
This is a messenger RNA of Thrips palmi, 6448 nucleotides long. It is a transcript of the gene bves, whose product is annotated as popeye domain-containing protein 3. The coding region runs from base 547 to 1734 and encodes 395 amino acids. Gene Ontology annotation, cellular component: sarcolemma. NCBI's taxonomy places the organism in Eukaryota, Metazoa, Arthropoda, Insecta, Thysanoptera, Thripidae. Gene Ontology annotation, molecular function: cAMP binding. The record is from RefSeq and is a predicted model, not a curated record. The transcript is spliced from 8 exons.